AUCACCGUUGACCCCGUACCCGUAGCAGUCGCGCGUAUUUUGCCGCGCAAAGUGGUCGUUACUUUUGAUAUAGUUCAAUUAAAAGUGUUAGUAAACAAACAUGAUUGCGAUUUUGUUAUUACUCAUUUUAAUAUUAGUAAUGUUGGUGUCUUGGGUUGUUCUGCUGAAGGAUUGUAGAACGUUCAAUAUCCCUGGACCUCGACCUCUGCCUCUGGUCGGCAAUGGACAUCUGUUUGUCACGAAACCAACAGGCUUCCUGCCACUUCUUCGCAGGUUGAAAGAUGAAUUCGGAGACGCAUAUCGAGUACAUUUGUUCCACAACCCGUAUGUGGUACUGUCACACCCUAAAUACGUAGAGCCCUUAGUAUCACACAACGAACUGAUCAGCAAAGGCAGAUCCUAUUACUUCCUUAGGCCCUGGCUUGGAGAUGGUCUUCUCACAUCAACAGGUUCCCGAUGGAGGACUACACGAAAAUUUUUGACUCCAGCUUUCCAUUUUAACAUUUUGCAAAACUUUCUUCCUGUAUUCCUAAAAAACGAGAAGAUACUAAUAAAGAAAUUGCAAAAUUACACCGAUGGGAAAUCGUUUGACGUGUUCCCAGUGAUGGCACUGACUGCACUGGAUAAUGUUACAGAGUCAAUUAUGGGGGUGUCUAUUGAAGCACAAACGAACAGCGAAUCCAAAUAUGUUAAAUCAAUUGAAACUCUCGCCAAAAUAAUUUCUAUGAGAAUGAGAAAUCCUUUUGCGGGAGAAGACGCCAUCUUCAAUUUACUCAAAUAUAAGAAAGAUCAAGAUGAAGCCUUACAGGUUCUUCAUACUCAGACACAGAAAGUGAUAGAUAUACGACGAGAAGAACUAAAAAAUACGGACGCAUCUGAUAUCAACAAACACAGCGAUACAGGUGAAAAAAAUAAGCACGCUUUCUUGGAUUUGCUGUUAUUGUCAUCGAUCGAUGGCAAAAAAAUCGACGAUCAACACGUGAGAGAGGAGGUGGAUACAUUCAUGUUCGAGGGUCACGAUACUACGACAUCCGGUAUCUCAUUUACUUUAUACUGUCUCGCGAUACAUCCUGAAAUUCAGGACAAAAUUCUCGAAGAACAAAGAAGGAUCCUCGGAGAGAGUUUGGAUAAGGAUCCUAGCUACGUAGAUCUAAAGGAGAUGAGAUAUUUAGAGCUGGUCAUCAAAGAGAGUCUGCGGCUGUAUCCAUCUGUGCCAUUGAUAGAAAGGCUUAUGGUUAAAGAUACUGAAAUAGCUGGUCUAAAAAUAAGAAAGAACACAUCAGUGAUAGUGAACAUAAUGGAGAUGCAACGUCACCCGGCUCUGUACGACAAUCCCAUGGAGUUCCGACCAGAGAGACACGACUCGACGGCUGCUCAGUCCGCGAAGAAUGCCUUCAGUUGGCUCGCCUUCAGCGCUGGACCGCGGAACUGUAUUGGUCAAAAAUUCGCGAUGAUGGAGUUGAAAGUUACAGUGGCGGGUGUCAUUAAAAACUUUAUCGUCCUACCCGCAGAAACAGAAGAACCGAAAUUGUGUGCUGAGCUUAUUUUGAGGAGUGAUAUUGGUGUCAAUAUUAAAUUGAAACCUAGAAAUAAAAAUUAUUAGGCUCUAUUAGUUUAUUCGUAGUUUGUAAGAAAACAAAAACAUUGAAACUCAAGAAGCUCGUGUCGUUUCUACGCUGCGUAUGAAUUUACCACAGAAUAAAAAGUAAUAGACGAAGUUAUUGAGAUAUAACUUAAUUAAGUUGGUUUCCAUUAUUUCAUCAAAAAUACUGUUAAAAAUCAUCUAAAUAUAAUAAUAAUUAUUUUUAUUAUUUGUCACAGAUUAAAGAAUAAUAGGCAGAUAGAGCGUACGGAACACGACGGUGUCGUAGCCGUUACAAAUACAAAAUUCAAAAACGAAUACAUUCUCGAGUCAGUGCGACACGAAUCGAACACGUCGCCUCAGUUAUUUUCAUUAUUCAAGAAAAUGGCGUCUUAUGUUUUUAAAUACAUAUUUUAAAAACUGUUUACAAAAAACUAAAGAAAUAAGAUGGAGUAUUUUUUAUUGGUAAUUAUUGAUUAUUAUAAUAUUCAUUUACGUAAUUGUUGUUAGUGUUAAAUUAUAUACUAAUUAUGAAAAAAGUUUGAAUUUCGCGGAUGUCAAAGAGAAGUGUGAUUUUUUUAUGGGUUUCACCAGCUUCACCAGGCUGCUUGUAAAUACACAUUUUGGACAUUCUUUAUUCUCUGUUAAUUUUGUACAUUUAUUUUAGUAGCUAAUUGUAAUCUGUGAUGGUUCGGUUGAUAUUUGAUGCUAUAUUGCAUAAUUUCAAAAAUAUAAUAUUUACAAAUCAUAGGUUUAAUCAACGACGUAAGUAGUACGUACAAUAAAAUUUCGUUGGGGAUAAUCUUGAAAAAAUGUAAUUGGUCCAAACCUACGAGUAUUUUAUGUACCUAUAGUCAACCUAUAGUCUACAUAUUUUAUGGGUCCAAAUAUCUAAAUUUAAUGUUAAAGAUACUAGUAUUUUGAAUCUCUAAAUAGUUUAUAUUAAAAAAAUCAUAAAUAAAUUCCGGAAAUGAAAUAUAAAACAAAAAAAUAUACAAUACAAAUUAUUAUAACAAAUCACGAA
Bicyclus anynana (squinting bush brown) is the source of this 2606-nucleotide messenger RNA. RefSeq names its product cytochrome P450 4d2 (gene Cyp4l6). NCBI's taxonomy places the organism in Eukaryota, Metazoa, Arthropoda, Insecta, Lepidoptera, Nymphalidae. Bases 101 to 1603 code for a protein of 500 amino acids. The record is from RefSeq and is a predicted model, not a curated record. The transcript has 11 exons. Gene Ontology annotation, molecular function: monooxygenase activity; iron ion binding; oxidoreductase activity, acting on paired donors, with incorporation or reduction of molecular oxygen.